This is a messenger RNA of Argiope bruennichi, 410 nucleotides long. RefSeq lists its product as uncharacterized. NCBI's taxonomy places the organism in Eukaryota, Metazoa, Arthropoda, Arachnida, Araneae, Araneidae. The coding region runs from base 108 to 410 and encodes 100 amino acids. The record is from RefSeq and is a predicted model, not a curated record. The transcript is spliced from 2 exons.
CACUGUGGAUUGGAACACUGCUUUUGACCAUUCUGUCUUAAGCUUUCGUGGUGUCACUAGUAUCUUAUUUUUUAUGUUGUGAAUAGCUCUAUAUUUUUAAUAAUAGGAUGUCUUACACAGUGGAGUGGACGAAGGCCGCUCAGAGGGACUACGACUGCCUAGAACUAGUACACCAGAGAGUGGUAGAUACCUGCAUUGAAGAAAUAGAGACAUAUCCAUUUCGAGGAGCCAAAAGACUCAAACACUGCCAUUUGGCUGACUGGCGGAAACGUGCUGGUAAGCACUACCGUGUUUUAUUUGAAGUUAUUGAAUCUUUUGUUAUCCUGAAAAGAGUGCCCAAAAAAAGUCACCGUAAGAAAGACCAUUUUACAGUCAUCUGCAUUGGAUGCUGUCGGAUGCCGAGUCAGUAA